AUGUGGAGGUUGUCGGUGUUCGUUCUAUGGUUAGCUCUGCAAACGAUUUGUUUCAGUCACGUGACAUUUACGAAUCUCAAAUGCGUUUCACUCGAUGAGAAGUUCAUGGGUUUUAGUGCGUGCCAGAUCAAGGCAGUGAAUCGAACGCACAAGUACUUGGAUGUAUACACGAAGAUCCAUCAGUUUCCCAUAAACACGGCUGGGGUGAAAGUGAAAUUCAUGAAGUUUGACCAUGGAUACAAGCCCUUCUUCAUCGACAUCUCCUACGAUGGCUGCAAGUUCAUGAGGGAAAAAAAGAAGCAUCCCAUUGCUUUAAUGUUCUACAGUUCGUUCGCGAGCAACUCGAACCUCAAUCACACCUGUCCCUAUAAUCAUGACAUUGGCGUGAACAAACUCUAUACUGGGGAACUGGAGACAGAUCUCAGUCGCCUCAUCCCCAUAGCCAGCGGGGAUUACGCCGUCUUCACCGAAUGGAGUACCGAUAAUACUGUACGCUGUUCCAUUCGUCUCUAUUUGAAGAUAAAACGAAAUUAG
Drosophila obscura is the source of this 534-nucleotide messenger RNA. RefSeq lists its product as uncharacterized. Bases 1 to 534 code for a protein of 177 amino acids. The record is from RefSeq and is a predicted model, not a curated record. NCBI's taxonomy places the organism in Eukaryota, Metazoa, Arthropoda, Insecta, Diptera, Drosophilidae. The transcript is spliced from 4 exons.